Prorocentrum cordatum is the source of this 343-nucleotide messenger RNA. NCBI's taxonomy places the organism in Eukaryota, Dinophyceae, Prorocentrales, Prorocentraceae. The record is from the annotation of a GenBank genome assembly.
GGCGACGACCCCUCGAUGUGGUUGAAGCCGCCCUACCACCACUUCCGGGAGGCAUUCGCCGCGCAGGCCGCUGCGGAUCUCGGCCGGCCGCUGGUGCGUGGCCCGGCGGAAGUGGGCGACGCCGCGCCGGGGCCUCCGCCGGGGCAUCCCCAGCAGUGGGUCGGCACGCAGGUCGGGCAGCCUGGGGACCCGCCACCGGUGUCGGGCGGGGGCGUGGAGGUGCCAGCGAUCGACCAGAGGCUGCUUGAGGAAGUGGUCCAGCUAGACCUCUUCGACCACCAGGGCGUGACCUACAAGGUAGCGGACCUGGGCAACGCCUGCUGGGUGGACCGCCACUUCUCAG